Messenger RNA from Meloidogyne enterolobii, 812 nucleotides. NCBI's taxonomy places the organism in Eukaryota, Metazoa, Nematoda, Chromadorea, Rhabditida, Meloidogynidae. The record is from the annotation of a GenBank genome assembly.
AUGUUAAUUAAUAUUCUUAGACAAACAGUUAUUGUUGAGAUAAACAGAGUUUUGUGGAUUCAUUCCAAUCAAAAUGAUAAAAUAAAAAAUUCUGAAUUUUUUGGAACAACAGUUGAGAAGUUGGCGAAUGAUUCUUUAUCUAGAUUUAUGAAAUUGCCAAACAAAUUCUCUGUUAAAGAUGGAAAUAAUUGGAAAAAUUCCAAAAAUGUAUUUGCUCGUAUAUCUCCAGCCAUAGCUGAAAAUGUCUUUCAUCAUGUAAGACACAUUAGACUAUACAAUUACGGAUUAGAACUUCCAUUACUCGAUUUUAAUUGUCCACAAGGAUGUGAAAAAGAAUGGGAUAUUUGGAAAUGGCUAUUUUUUGUUUCUCUACUAAUUACCUUCCUUUUUCUUGUGUUACUUUCAAUAUUUGUUGUAAUUUUGGAUAUUCGAGAGAGAUCUUUAUUGGUAUUAGAAUCUGAAGGGCCAAUAGAAAAUAUUAGAAUGGUCAGAAUAGAAGAUGGGAGGGCAAUUUUAGAUGAAAAAGAUUUGAAGAAAAAUAAAUUUAGAAUGCUUGUUGAUAUUAAUUAAUUUUAAUUAAUUAAUUAACUAACCCCGUCCUGAAACUUUUUCAAAUUUUUUAGUUUUUAAUGUACUUUUCGGGAUAAUUCUGAAAAUGUCGUUCUGGAACAGGUCGGGGUACAGUUCAAUUUAUAACUAGUCAAAAUUAACGUGAAUGAGCUAACGGAUGGUUCCAUACCAAAAAGAAAUAAUUUUAUUUCAAAAUUGUUAGUUAAAUAUAUUUAUAAAUUAAAAUAAUUUUGAUUAUUUUU